CCCAGCGAUGGAGAGCCAACAGAAGCGCCAGCGAACAACUCGCCUCGCCGAAAGAAACUUGAAGCGAAAGCUCUCCCGUGAGACAACAGACGCGGCGUCAAUAGUCAUGGAGAUCACGGAGGUCGAAGACGAAGAAGCAGAUCUCCUCGUCUCGAUCCGCCGCCACGUCGAGGUUUUGAACUCCGGCUUCUCAGAUCGCGAAGCUGUGAAAGAAGCUGCUGCUGCUAUCUCCUCUCUCGCUAAAAUCGAUGAAAACGUGGAGAUGAUGGUGGAGAAUGGAGUUAUUCCUGCUUUGGUUAGAUAUCUAGAAUCGCCUUGGUCUUUGGCGAGCUGUGAAAAUGUUCCCAAAUCGUGCGAUCAUAAGCUAGAGAAAGACUGUGCUGUUUCCCUUGGACUUAUUGCUGCUAUUCAGCCUGGUUAUCAGCAGCUCAUUGUUGAUGCUGGGGCCAUAGUCCCCACUGUGAAGUUGUUGAAGAGACGAGGGAUUUGUCUUGGGUGUAUGGAAGCUAAUGCUGUCAUUAGGAGAGCAGCUGAUAUCAUCACUAAUAUUGCUCAUGACAAUCCAAGGAUUAAAACUAAUAUAAGGGUUGAAGGUGGCAUUCCACCACUGGUUGAGCUUCUAGGUUUUCCUGAUGUUAAAGUACAGAGGGCUGCUGCUGGGGCUUUGCGAACAGUUUCGUUUAGAAAUGAUGAGAACAAGAACCAAAUUGUGGAGUUGAAUGCUUUGCCCACGCUUGUAUUGAUGCUUCAGUCGGAAGAUCCUUCUAUGCAUGGCGAAGCGAUUGGGGCGAUUGGAAAUCUUGUCCACUCAUCUCCUGACAUCAAGAAAGAGGUUAUCCGUGCUGGUGCCUUACAGCCAGUGAUCGGUUUACUUAGCUCCACUUGUUUAGAGACACAGAGAGAAGCAGCAUUACUAAUAGGUCAAUUUGCUUCGCCUGAUUCAGAUUGCAAGGUGCACAUUGCUCAGAGAGGUGCCAUUACACCAUUGAUUAAGAUGCUUGAGUCAUCAGAUGAGCAGGUCAUGGAAAUGUCAGCUUUUGCUCUUGGUCGUUUGGCUCAGGACACACACAAUCAAGCUGGCAUUGGACAAAGAGGAGGCAUUAUCUCACUACUAAAUCUUCUUGAUGUGAAUACUGGAUCUGUGCAACACAACGCUGCUUUUGCUUUGUAUGGCCUUGCGGAUAACGAGGAAAACAUAGCAGAUUUCAUUAAGGCUGGAGGUAUUCAAAGGCUUCAAGAUGACAACUUCACCGUUCAACCGACUAGGGAUUGUGUGGUGAGGACACUGAAGAGGCUAGAGAACAAGAUUCAUGGACCUGUACUUAACCAAUUAUUAUAUCUGAUGAGAACCACUGAGAAGACUAUACAAAUGCGAAUCGCUUUGGCUCUUGCACAUCUUUGUGACCCUAAAGAUGGAAAAUUAAUUUUCAUUGAUAACAAUGGAGUAGAGUUUCUGUUGGAGCUUCUAUACUUAUCAAGCAUUAAGCAGCAGAAAUAUAGUUCAAGAGCUUUAUUCGAAUUAGCUAGAAAAGCUACAUCCUUUGCACCAGAGGACGCAGCUCCUUCCUCACCCACCCAACGGGUAUUUCUGGGUGAGGAGUUUGUGAACAACCCUACUUUGUCUGAUGUCACAUUCUUAAUCGAUGGAAAACAAUUCUAUGCACACAAGAUCUGCUUGGUAGCUUCCUCUGAUAUAUUCCGUGCAAUGUUUGAUGGCCUUUACAAGGAACGCAACGCCCAAAACGUGGAGAUCCCAAAUAUAAGUUGGGAAGUGUUUGAGCUUAUGAUGAGGUUCAUAUACACAGGAAGAAUUAACAUCACAAAACAUUUGGCUCAAGAUCUGCUUGUUGCAGCUGAUCAGUAUCUUAUUGAAGGCCUCAAACGCCUUUGUGAGUACACAAUCGCACAGGACAUCUGUGUGGAUAACAUACCGAUAAUGUAUGACUUAGCAGAUACAUUCAACGCUUCAGCCUUAAGACGAGCAUGCACUAUCUUCGUUCUUGAGCAUUACACUAAGCUCAGCUCUGAAAUAUGGUUUCCCAUGUUUAUCAAGAAAAUUAUACCAGAAAUCAGGAGAUACAUCACAGAUAUUCUCACACGGCCAGUCCAACCUAGCUCAACCGUUGUAUAAAGCAUAUAACUAGUAGUAGGUUUCCUUUUUUGGGUUAGAUAACCAGAUUGUAAUCUUGUUGCUCAACUCAGUAAUAUCAAAAGGCCAACGAAGUUAUUUUCUGUAUUGUUAAUUAAUAUAAGUUACUAUCACAAA
Molecule: messenger RNA, 2266 nt
Organism: Eruca vesicaria subsp. sativa (arugula)
Lineage: Eukaryota; Viridiplantae; Streptophyta; Magnoliopsida; Brassicales; Brassicaceae
Source: the annotation of a GenBank genome assembly